Aspergillus udagawae is the source of this 13674-nucleotide messenger RNA. RefSeq names its product nonribosomal peptide synthase. Bases 1 to 13674 code for a protein of 4557 amino acids. Gene Ontology annotation, biological process: amino acid activation for nonribosomal peptide biosynthetic process; secondary metabolite biosynthetic process. Gene Ontology annotation, cellular component: cytoplasm. The transcript has a single exon. The record is from RefSeq and is a predicted model, not a curated record. Gene Ontology annotation, molecular function: catalytic activity; phosphopantetheine binding. NCBI's taxonomy places the organism in Eukaryota, Fungi, Ascomycota, Eurotiomycetes, Eurotiales, Aspergillaceae.
AUGAGCGAACAGCAUGGGUCCUCUUGCAAUUUACCCUCAGCUCGGCAGAGCCUCGGCAGCGAUGUCGCCUCCAUGGUAUGGAAACCGCUGAACCUGCCUCUGGAUAUUUUGAAUUCCGCUAUCCAACAGCUGCCGUUGCAGAAUUUUAGCAUCGGGGAUGUAAUUGAGGUGCUUUGGGCGGUUGUGCUGCGGAAAUAUACGGGCAAUGGCCAGAUUGCCUUCAACCGCCUCGUUCAGGGCCACGCGGUGGCUUCAUGUAUUUCAAUGAACCUUGACCAAGACAAAUUGGAGUCAUUGGCAGACUUUCCGUCUCUUGCUUUGUUGAUUGCAGCCAGAAGUGACGGUGCACGAGAGCCAUUCUCCUUACAAGAGGGCAGCGACGCGGCCAGCUGUGAUACGACAGUAUGGAUCACGAGCAAACGGGACAGCAAGUAUCCGCUCCCGGCAGCGUCUUCUGGCGGCAAUGUCAUUAUUGAGAUACAGCUUGACCCACUGGAACAGAAGUCAGCGGCAACAUUCUGGUACAGGUUUCCCCGGAUCAUCGACAAUGAAGCGCGCAAUUAUGUCAGUACACUGAAACAGAGCAUGCGCUGCCUGCGUGCCGCCUACCACAUUGAUAUCCGUGAUCUUGAUUUAAUCAGUCCUGAGAAUAGAGACGAUCUUCGGCGGUGGAUGUGUUCACGUGCUGGACCGCGUGAGCCAUCCAUGUCGUUGCCCGACAUCCUUUGGAGGGCAGCCCAGACUCGUGCAGAUGCAGGCGCGAUCGAGGCUUCAGACGGUUCUUGGAGUUAUCGCGAGCUCGUAGAUGCUUGUUACUCUCUGUCUCACCACCUGCGCGAGGCGGGAGUCGAAUCUGGUGAUAUGGUUCUGCUUCUGCGAGAGAAAUCCAAAUGGACCGUCGCAGGAAUGAUAGCCAUUCUGAUGUCCGGAGCGGUAUGCAUACCCAUCGAUAUUCGUCAACCAGAAGAACGAGUGCAUAGUAUCAUCACGUCCACGAACGCCAGGUUUGUACUGACCAGCGACGCCAUGGCGACGUGGACCACGCCCACGUCAGUGAGGACGAUCUGUGUCCCCGCCUCGCCAUUGCUGUUAGACCAGUCAGGCACUGAACAAGUUCCAUAUAUCGCCCCCGAUGCGACAGCCUUCGUCUUUUUCACAUCAGGCAGUACUGGGAUCCCCAAAGGCGUGGCUCAACAACACGGUGCGGUAGCCAUGACCGCCGAACAGAUAUGUCGGGCCAUGCGAAUGGACUCCAGCACCAGAACAUUUCAGUUCUCGUCGUACAGUUUUGACGUCAGCGUCGGUGACAUCUUCGCCACAUUCUGGGCUGGUGGUUGUUUGUGUGUUCCAUCGGAAGAACAACGCCUUGACGCACUCCCGCAGACGAUCAAUUCCAUGAAAGCCACCCAUAUCUGCGUCACCCCGACAAUACUAGCGCAACUCUCCCCAAAAGAUGUGCCCUCCCUGCGUCAAGUGACGGUGGGCGGAGAAUCACUCACCCGAGAGCAACUGCAAGCAUGGUGUCCUCGCAUAGCAACAAUCUACGGCACGACGGAGUCAGUCAUCUGGGAUACCUACCACGCAGACCUCACGGUGGAUGAUUCACCCACAAACAUUGGAUGUGCCAUGGGGCCCACGACCACAUGGGUCGUUGAUCCGUUGGAUGCCAUCAAGUUAGUCCCAAUUGGGGCGGUUGGUGAACUGCUGAUCGGUGGACCUCUCUUGUCACGGGGAUACCUGUACGACGAGGAUCGGACGAAGGCAUCGUUUCUGGAGCGACCUUCGUGGCUUAUGGACUUUGUGCUGGACGACGAGGCAGGACGGCUCUACCGAACGGGCGACCUGGUCCGGUACAAUUCUGAUGGGACCAUUCAGUACCUGGGAAGAAAAGACCGGCAGAUCAAAGUGAACGGCCAGCGCGUCGAGCUUGGGGAUAUUGAGUAUGCCCUGCGGCAGAGCUUCCCUGAUGGAACGGCUUGUGCGGCCGAGAUAAUUCGACCCGAUUUGCGACAGGGCCAGGAGGUGCUGGCCGCCUUCAUCGGCGUCCCUGAUUCUGCACUAGGCGCAUCCAGCUGGUCACUGAGCAGCAUCCGCAGCAAGCUAACGAAACUGCUUCCUAUGUACAUGAUUCCUUCUGUGUUCGUCCCGGUCCAGGGUGGACUUCCGACUACUCCCACCGGGAAGGUCGAUCGACCCAGACUCCUUCAGAUGGGUACUUCUUUGACACCCGCAGAGCUCUUACAGGACCUUGAUAAUGAUUGUGAGACUCUUCGAGACCCGAUCACGUUGAAUGAGAGGUUGCUCCAGCGUCUUUAUGCGGACGCUCUGGGUAUGAGGGACUACAAUUCCGUGAGCAUGAACACCAACUUUUUCCAAUGCGGGGGCACGUCGAUUCACGCGAUGAAGCUUGUCACGCUUGCCCGCAACCAGGGCUUCUCCUUGUCCGUGAUAGACGUCUUCGAGAACCCUCGGCUAGCUGACCUGACCACUAUUUUACGACGGUCAGCGGCGGGUACAGUCAGCGGCCAAGGAACGUGCGAAUCAGUCCCGCCCUUCUCUUUGCUACCCUCGGACAUUCACUUGGAAGACAUACGGACAGUGGCCGCUUCCUGUUGUAGAACGACACCCGCGCAAGUCCGCGAUGUGUUCCCUUGCACACUGUUGCAGGAGGGCUUGCUCGCGUUGUCUUCCAAAAAUCCGGGCGAUUACAUUUAUCAGGCAGCCAUCGAGCUUCCUCCCACGUUUGAUCUUGAAGAGUUCAGAGAAGCGUACAGGUCCGCUGCAGACCGCAUUCCCAUCCUUCGUUGUAGGGCAUUUGCGCUGCCACAAGCCAACCACCGGAUUCACAUGGCCGUCAUCGAUGAACCCGAAGAAUGGCGUACUGACUCCAUACUUGACCGCUGCUCUGACACCGAUAUGCAGCAGCUUACUUCGUGCCGUCUUGGGGACCGCCUGGUAAGAUGCAGCUUGGUUGUCGAGCCCACACAGAAACAAUACUUCGUGUGGACGAUCCAUCAUGCAUUGUUCGACGGAUGGUCUUUCUCCUUAAUGUUAGACGAGAUUGAAAACCAGCUCCUUGGAGACGCGAUCUCACCUCCCCUUCCGUUCCAGAACUUCGUUCACUAUCUGCAAAAUGCCCUAGACCAGAAGGCAUGCGAGUCCUUUUGGAAAUCUCGCCUUGAAGGUGCAAUCCGACUCCAUUUCCCUCCGUCGUUGCCCUCGGUCUAUCAGCCCAGUGAGCGGAUUGCCACUGUACGCCGCGCUGUUGAGAUACACUUCCUGGAUACGGGAGUCACCCCAACUACAGUGAUCCAAGGCGCUUGGGCCGUGCUCCUUUCUCAGCACGCAGCCUCCUCAGACGUCGUCUUUGGGGCCACAGUCAUCGGUCGGCACGCGGCCGUCCCCGGCAUUGAGCAUAUCGCGGGGCCAACCAUUGCAACCGUCCCGUUUCGUGCCCAUCUGGAUUUCACCCAGCCAAUAUCAGAAUACCUCCAGCAGCUGCAGUUGGAUGCCGUUCGCACCGUGCCUUACGAGCAACUGGGGUUGUCUGAAAUCGCAAAAGUGAGCUUCGACGCAAAAGAGGCCUGCAGUUUCCAGACCUUGUUGGUGAUCCAGCCACCAGAGGAGGACAUAGGCGACAGCGACAGGCGCUUAUUCGACCGCAGUCAGGUCAAUGUCUUAGGCACAUUGCGCACCUACGCGGUGACAUUGCAGUGCUGGUUACGUGACUCGGGAUCAGCCGAGUUCCAGAUGGAGAUUGACGAGACGUUGUUGGACCGGUGUGAGGGGGAGAGACUGCUCGCUCAGCUUGAGGUGAUCCUACAGGGGCUCUGCACGGGUUCCCUUAUAGACGCAGCACUAGCGACGGUUCUGCCGUGCAGUGAGGCGGAUAUGGCACAAAUCUCGCACUGGAACGCACCAACACCGGUGCCAGCGGCAGAAAGUGUCCUCCAACUGAUCUCAAAGCAAGUUGCAGCUUACCCGGAUCGCCUCGCCGUCGAUGCCUGGGAUGGGUCUUUGACAUACCGACAGCUCGAUCUUCACGUAAACCAAUUAGGCGAACAGUUGUUGCUGCAUUUGAAUGAUAAGAUGCAGGAAUCUCAGCCCACGAUCAUUAUAUGUCUGGAGAAGUCCCAUCUUGCCGUUGUAGCCUUUCUUGCUGUCCUCAAAGCCGGAGGAGUCUGUGUCUUGGUGGAUCCGUCGCACCCGAGCCAACGAGUGCAGUCCAUCAUCAAACGAUCCGACGCAUGCCUUGCUCUAACAGAUGAAGCUCAAUCAGGCCGCUUAUCUCAAUGGACUCCCACUAUGACAAUCUCGAAAAUGCUCAACCCAUCUUCUGCCUCCAGGGGCACCCUGCUUCCCCGGCUGCGUGGGCCGGCACAUGAUGCCUGCAUUGUCUUCACUUCCGGAAGUACUGGUGAGCCCAAGGCAAUCUGCUGGAGUCAUGAGACUGUCGCCGUUACAGCACUAGAGAUUGGAGCCCGAUUCCAUCUCUCCCCUCGUAGUCGUGUCUUCCAGUUCUCCUCGUAUGCUUUCGACGUCAGUAUCCACGAGACAAUGGCUACCCUCGUCCGCGGUGGCUGUAUCUGCGUGCCGUCUGAGCAGUCCCGACAGGAUGCGCUGGAACAGACGAUCGUAUCCUUCAACGCUUCCACCAUUAUCUUAACCCCGUCCGUGGCGCAGGUGCUGAACCCCCAGCAUAUGCCAUGUCUAGAGGCGGUAGUAUUCUGCGGUGAGCCGUUACCCAUGCACGUGGCGCGGGACUGGUCUAAGAGCAUGGCCGUAUACAACUGGUACGGUCCGGCCGAAUGCUCCCUGGCAACAUGCUGCCGCAUCGGGGAUUCUUGGCGAGCCGGGAGGAUUGGUGUGGGCGCCUCGACGUCAACAUGGAUCGUCCACCAUCAGGAUCAUGAUAUCCUGCAGCCAAUUGGCGCAGUAGGAGAACUGCUUCUCCAAGGCCCUUGCGUGGCGUCCCGGUACGCCCAAGAUAAGGCUGGUACCGUGCAAUCCUUCAUCAGUCCCCCGCGAUGGUGGCAGCAAUGUCGCCCUGCAGUGACAGGGACUCAGAUGUAUAAGACGGGAGACCUGGUACGGUACGCCGGCGAUGGAUCCCUCAUUUUGCUUGGCCGGAAGGAUAUGCAAGUAAAGGUUCGCGGCCAGAGGGUCGAGCUGGGGGAGAUUCAGGGGAGGCUCCAGGAAAUCCUCGGGGCAGAUACGGCCGUCACAGUGGACCUCGUUACCAUCCAAGAUCAUCCUGAAGUCCCCACGCUGGCGGCGUUUGUUCAAACCACCGCGGGAAACGAUAUCCCCCACAACAAUCACAUCGCAUCUGUGGAUUGGACCCACACCGUCCAGGCGCAACUCAGUGACACGCUGCCCACCUGGAUGGUACCCACGAUCUUUCUCAUCGUCCGACAGUUCCCCCGAACAUCCACGGGCAAAGUAGACCGCCGGACACUUCAAACACUUGGUGCCGCAUGGAUUCAUCGAUCCGUCAACACAGCAAGCAGUGUCACUCCUGGCGGGACGUGGGAACCGUCAAGUGAAGCAGAGGCUGUUCUUGGUGAGUUAUGGAUGAGGGUGCUCGGUCUUUCAACGGACCAGCUCACAUCCAACGCCCACUUCAUCCGUCUGGGUGGAAACUCGAUUGAUGCCAUGCAUUUGGCGGCUGCCGCUGGAAGUAUGGGAUACAGUCUCUCGGUCAGAGACGUCCUCAAAUGGCCGCGCCUAGCAGAUCUCGCACGACAUAUCCGGCGGGUGACCCCUGAAAACCCUGUAGCCGAGCAGCCAACUACCGCACCGUUCUCUCUGAUUCGCGACACCAUCGAUCUAGUGAUUGCCCGUCAUGAUGCUGCAUCCCAGUGUAGGGUGCGGCCCGAUCAGGUCGAGGAUAUGUUUCCCUGCACCGCGCUGCAAACCGCAUUACUAGCCUUGACUUCCAAGAAUCCAGGGGAUUAUGUCUCGCAGAAUAUCUACCAUAUCCAGGGAGACCUGGGUCUGUUCAAGUCAUCCUGGGAAGCCGUAGUAGCAUCAACCCCCGUUCUACGCACUCGAAUCGUGGAUCUGGGGAAAGACGAUUUCUUUCAGAUUAUCAUCGACGAGCUUGUGGAAUGGAACGAGGCAUACGAAACACUUGACGACUACUUGCACCACGACCAGCGUCUCCUCAUGGGCCUUGGUACUUCGCUCGUCCGUUGGGGAAUUCUCCCUGGACAACGCGACAGUUCUUCCUCAUUCACUUUCAUCUGGACCAUCCACCAUUCAUUGUAUGAUGGCUGGUCUUUCCGAGCGAUCCUGGAUCAAGUCGAGCGCGUGUACACAAAAAGGCCACUCGUGCCGACUGCUCCUUUCCAGGAGUUUAUCAAAUACGCCACGGAUCCAAAGAGGGAACUGGCCGCCACGAACUUCUGGAAGCAAAGGCUCGACGGUGCCGUGGCUCCCCAAUUCCCUAUGCUUCCAUCUUCGCAGUAUCAGCCGCGUGCAACAAGCACAAUGGAGUAUCGAGCCAGUCAGUCUCCGGCCGCAGGUCGAGCGAACCAUGCGAAUUAUACGAAUUACACUCUAACUACGCUCCUUCGGGCUGCGUGGUCGCUCGUCCUCGCACGCUACACCCGGUCUACCGACGUCGUUUUUGGAGCCACGGUCCUCGGUCGACAGGCGCACGUGCCAGGUAUUACCGACAUGAUCGGACCAACAAUUGCGACAACGCCCGUAAGGGUGCGUUGGGCAGAGGCCGACACAGUCCAGAAUCUUCUGCAGACGGUGCACCAAGAUGGUCUUGACAUGAUUCCCUUCGAGCAGCUCGGAUUGCAGAAGAUCCGUCGUCUCGGACCUGACCCCCACGAGGCGUGCAGGUUUCAGACAAUGCUGCUUGUUCAGCCCCCCAAGGAGCAAAGGCAGAAUUGUGCAGGGCUCUUUGACAAAUUCCAUGGGGAUGAGAGCUUUGGGGCUUUUAGCAGCACCGCACUCAUGCUUCGCUGCUCCAUAAGAAGCACCGCCGAUAAGAAACACAAUGACAUUAGCGACAUACGUUUUCAUCUUGAUUUUGAUCCGGCUGUGGUUGAAGAACAGCAAGCUCGUAGGAUCCUUUGUCAAAUGGACCACACGCUGUCGGAAUUGUCGUCCGCUUCACCGUCAACUCGGGUAGGCGAUCUGCAACUAUUAAACAAGUCUGAUUUAGAAACAAUUAUUCUAUGGAACAAGAAGACCCCCGAGCCCAUUUACGCGACUGUACCCGACCUUUUCCGGGAAAUUGUCCAACAGUUCCCGACCGCACCCGCUGUGCAUGCGUGGGACGCAGAAUUCUCCUACGAAGAGCUGGAUCGACAGGCCACCUAUGUCGCGCACCGUCUCGUAUCAUUAGGCUUGCAGAGCCUGCAGCGUGUGCCACUCUACUUUGAGAAGUCCGCUUGGACGGUCGUCGCUAUCCUCGGAGUCCUCAUGGCGGGUGGUACGGCGGUGUUAUUGGAGCCUAGCCAGCCCGAGGAGCGUCUCCGGCUCAUCGUGGACCGCAUCAAUGCGUCGCUCAUAGUUACAUCAGCGCGCAAUAAGGACUCUGCACGACGCCUUCUUCCAUCAUCUCCAGUUGUGGCGGUGGAUGAGUCUGUCGCGAAGUCAACAGCCCUCUCUGGGAUACUGCCUCCGCCGCGGAUUGACUCGUCUUCCCCUGUAUACAUCGUCUUUACCUCCGGCAGCACUGGAGUCCCCAAAGGUGUUGUUAUCACGCAUGGGAAUAUAUGCAGCGCUUUGAAGCAAAGGCAGUCCAUCCUGCCUUACGGACCUGGAGACCGUGUGCUGGAUAGCGUGUCGUACGCCUUUGAUGUAUGCUGGGGCAACAUCCUGUUCACCCUGUGCUCCGGCGCAUGUCUCUGCGUGCCAGCGACCCUCGAUGAUAUAGCGGUCUCUCUCAACCAGUUCCGUGUCACCGUGGUCGGCACCAUUCCGAGCAUUGCUCGACUGUUGGAUUGCAGCCAAUUUCCUACACUGAAAACGAUUAUCCUGGGAGGCGAGCCGGCCCACCUGGCUGAUCUGGAGGAUUGGGUACAACGGGUGGACGUCUUCAAUUCAUACGGGCCGGCCGAGUGCACGGUAUCUGUCUGCCUUGGCCGCCUGAACGGAGAAAACAGAGUGCAUAUUGGGCGUGGGAUGGGUGCAACCUUAUGGAUUGUCGAUGACACCACGAAUGAUACGUGCCUUGCAAGCAUUGGCAGUAUUGGAGAGUUAUGGCUGGAAGGCCCACAGGUGGGGUUAGGCUAUUUGGAGGAUCCAGGCAGUAGUGCAGCAGCUUUCAUCGAUGGUGACCCUGCAUGGCUAUCGGCGCUGCCAGCGUCGAUUCGCAGCAGAUUACCCACCCAACACAACCGGCGAUUCUAUCGGACAGGAGAUCUUGCGCAAUACUAUCCAGAUGGGGCGGUCCGGCUGCUCGGGCGCAGAGAUACGCAAGUCAAGCUCCGUGGCCAGAGGAUCGAACUUGAAGAAGUCGAGCAUCAUGUGAAGUAUCAUCUUCCCAAAGGCAUUGAACUCGCUGCUGAAGUGAUCGUUCCUCGAUCGAGCCCGAGCAGUCAAUUCCUCGUUAUGUUCGUGGUUCCCGAUCCCAACCGCGGUCUUCCAGAUGAUGCAAUUAGGGGACUCAUGCAAGCGAUUCGCGUAGAACUAGCACAGGUACUGCCCUCGUACAUGUGUCCGUCAGCAUAUGUCCCGCUUGCCAGGCUGCCCCGUGUUGCAGCUGGAAAGGUCAACCGGAGCAAGCUGCGAGAAAUUGGGGGAACGUUAACUGCCGAGGAACUGAGCCAGCCUAUGCAUCGACGCGCCGAUACGAAACGAGUGACGAGACCUCCUCGGACCUCUACGGAGAAGAAGCUUCGCGAAUUAUGGGCAACCACUCUGGGACUGGAGCCUUGUGCGAUUGAUGUGGAAGACAGUUUUCUCCAGCUUGACGGCGGCGACUCCAUCAGUGUCAUGCGGCUAGUCCGGCUGGCCCAAGAACAUGGCAUGAGCUUGAGCGCGGGCGAUGUGUUUUCACAUCCAAUGUUGUGUGAUCUGGCCGCCAUGGCAGUUUUUGGAGAAGCCUCCACAGAGACCGUUCGCCCAUUUUCGCUCUGGCAAGGGCCGUGGACGGUGGGUCGUUUGAGAGAGGAGGCUGCAGCACAGUGUGAUGUACGUCCGGCUCAGAUCGAGGACAUUUUUCCUUGCACGGCAUUGCAAGAAGGUUUAUUGGCACUCACUUCCAGAGACCCGAAUUUGUAUACAUACCGGGAAGUAUUCAAGCUUCAUGAUCAUAUUGACAUACCUCGCAUGCGGCAAGCGUGGGACAUCGUUGCGGACUCCAUGCCGAUACUGCGCACCCGGGUCAUUGACCUGCCACCCCAUGGCCUUCAUCAGGUCAUUGUGAAUGAGCCAAUUCCCUGGGACACCCAAGAUACGCCUCAACCGUUUAAAUUAGGCAGUCGGCUGGCGCACUGGGCUUUGAUCCGGAAAGGACAGUCAAUGCAACUCGUGUGGACUAUCCACCAUUCCUUGUAUGACGGUUGGUCAGUUCCCCGAGUCCUCAAGCAGGUGGAGCGAGCAUACUAUCAAGAACCCCUUGCGCCAUAUCUGUCCAUGCAGCCUUUCAUCCACUAUCUCUCUACUGUUGACGAAGCCGCGAGUCGAACGUUUUGGAACGGCCAGCUCGCUGAGUCGCCUCCUCCGUCUUUCCCAACUCUUCCCUCUGCCUCCUACGUCGCAAAUGCAACGGAAGGCUGUAGUUGUUUUCUUCCGGAUUUCCGGUGGCCAGUCGGCGUCGAUGUCACCCCAAGCAUCUGGGUUCGUGCCGCCUGGGCUCUGCUGAUCGGCCAUAUUGUGAACACCGACGACAUAGUCUUUGGAGCGACAGUCUCAGGACGCCAGUUGCCGAUAGCCAGAAUUCAGGAUGUCAUCGGUCCAACCAUUGCAACUGUCCCCGUGCGCGUCCGGCUUGACUGGGGCGCGUCAAUCCGGGAUUUUGUGUGCCAGCUUCAGCAUCAAGCAACAGAUAUGAUUCCAUUUGAACAAGUUGGACUGCACCGUCUACAUCGAAUUAGCGAAGAUUGCAAGCAGGGAAGUCAGUUUCGAACCCUGCUGAACGUCCAGCCGGCUCAGACUGAGUCUUCCACCACGCGUUUAUGGACGCGCAUGGACAACGAGCCAAACGGCCAGUUCGACAACUUCGCGUUGAUACUGGACUGCGAGCUUCGUAACUCCGGCGUUUUCCUUCAACUGGACUUUGAUAAGAAGAUCAUUUCGCCGAAACAGGCCGAGCGACUUGUCCAUCAGCUAGAAACCGUCCUGUUGCAGUUCAGUCGGAAGACAUUGGACCUGUCGAAACGCUUGGCUGAUUUCCACCCCAUCAGCCACCGAGACCUUCUGGAUAUUUGGCAGUGGAAUGCUGUCGUCCCUGAGGAAAUUACAGUUUGUCUGCACGAAAUGAUUCAUAAUCAUGUUGCCCAACGCCCUCAGGCGUUGGCAGUAGAUGCAUGGGACGGUCAAUUUACCUAUGGCACCCUUGACCAGCAUAGCACUAGCCUUGCAUCAUAUCUGCAGAAUGAGAAAAAAGCUAAAGUGGGACCGGGGACCGUGAUCGCGUUGUGCUUUGAAAAGUCAAAGUGGACCGUUGUUGCUGCGCUGGCUGUGAUGAAGACAGGCAGUGCGUUCACUCUGAUUGAUACCAGUCACCCUGAAGAGCGCCUGCACACCAUUGUCUCUCAAGUUAACCAACGUCUCGUUAUUUCCUCCGCGCUCAAUGCCGAUCUAGCCGCUAGACUUGCCGACGAGGUCGUGGUCGUCGAUCAUGAGAACGCCUCGCGCUGGCCGCCACCACGGCCUCCGCGCAUACGUGCGCUUCCAAACUCUGAGCUUUAUGUGGUCUUCACAUCCGGGAGUACCGGGACGCCCAAGGGCGCUGUGAUCACGCAUUCCAACUUCGCCAGCGCCGUGAAACACCAGGGUCCAUUCCUGGGCUACAAUACACAGACGCGUGUAUACGAUUUUGCAUCCUACAGCUUUGAUAUUGCCGUCUCGAAUCUGCUUCAUUGCCUGGCCGCGGGCGGUUGCUUGUGUAUCCCGUCCGAUGCCGAACGAAAGCACAGUCAGCUGGCCGAAUCGAUGAGGCGAAUGCAAGUAAAUCUGGUUGACCUUACACCCUCUGUGGCACGCACACUCGAUCCAACAGCUGUUCCUACCCUCAAGACGCUUGUUCUUGGUGGGGAGGCCGCUUCCCGGUCCGACAUUGUCAGAUGGGCACCUUACGUGCGGAUUCUGAACGGCAUCGGCCAGGCUGAAUGUACGGUAACAACAACCAUGGCCGAGAUGGAUCCUGCAGUUCCAGGAACACCUGGAAUUGGCAGGGCACUAGGGACCAAUACGUGGAUCGUCAGUCCAACGGACCACCACCAGCUCGCCCCCAUCGGUGCUGUGGGUGAGCUCCUCGUCGAAGGGCCCCUGGUGGGCGCCGGGUAUCUGAAUGAUGAAGUCAAGACCGCAGCAAGCUUUAUCUACGAUCCGCGCUGGCUGGGUUGCGCGCCCGCCCCCGGAGGAAAGGGCCGUCGCGGGCGACUUUAUAAAACAGGCGAUCUGGUUCGGUAUGACGCGGUAGGGGGGCUGCAAUUCGUCGGUCGAAAAGAUGCCCAGGUCAAGAUCCGCGGCCAACGGAUCGAGCUGGAAGAGGUUGAAUAUCAUGUGCAACGGCUGCUGUCGUCGAUGGCCAUGGAAGCAAGUGUUGCGGCCGAGGCACUGGUUCUCAGUGGAACACACAUACGUAGCGCAGUCUUGGCGGUAUUUGUCUGCCCAGAAACUCUACCCAGUUCAGAUGAUGACCCUGAUGAUGGGUUUCGCGCCCUCGAUCCGAGUUGCUUCCCUCCAUCCUGUAGGGACGAGUUGAAUGCUCGACUGGAGAGUGAGCUGCCGUCAGCCAUGGUGCCGUCCCUCUACGUGCCCGUGAAUCGCAUUCCUCUCGCGCCCACCGGGAAAACUGAUCGCAGGAGGCUCAAGGCAUUUGGCGCAUCCCUUACCGCUGAGGAUCUGGCAAAGCUUAGAGGGGUCAAGAACAAGCCGAAAAGGCCCCCAUCGACAGCAUCCGAGCGUCAAAUGCGGGGUUUAUGGGCGGAGAUUCUGGCAAUUCCCGCCGACUGUAUUGGCAUCGACGACAAUUUCAUCCAGCAUGGAGGAGAUUCUAUUUCCGCUAUGCGUCUUGUAUCCCUCGCAAGAGGUCGGGGUCUCUUUCUGGAUGCGAGAAAGCUCUUCACAUCCGCAUCAACUCUCGCGGACCUGUGUGCGAAGCCUAGUCAAGCCUCUUCACCAGCAACAGUGGGCCACCGGCCGCCGUUCAGUCAGCUGCAGACAAGUGAUAUCGCCGACUUUCUCAUGGCCAACAUCGCUCCGCACAUCGACUUCCCUGUCUCAAGUAUUGUCGAUGUUUUCCCCGUGACAGACUUCCAAGCGGAAUGCAUCAGUGCGGCAUUACAGCAGAAGCCGCCUUCAUACUGGAACUACUUCUACAUUGACCUCCCGAUGUCGAAUCUGACUAUUGGCGCCUUGAGCGCGGCCUGUCAGGCUGUAGCGAUGCAUCUUCCCAUCUUGCGUAGCGUGUUCGUGCCCUACGACGGUGAUUUUUUGCAAGUAGUCACGAAAGACCAGAUCCCGGACUUUGUGUGGGUUCGGAGCACGGCCGAAGAUAUAGCUACGGCCUCCACGAGGCUUGCGAGGGAAGACUGGUUGAAAUCCAAUGUUAGGCCAGGCACCCUCUUUUCUCGCUUCAUGCUCGUACUGGCCGACGAUGAGUCUAGGGGGGCGAGAUUGAUCAUACGCAUGUCUCAUGCGCUUUAUGAUGGAAUCAGUCUCGGCCUGCUGCUGCACACCAUCGUAGCGGCUAUCGAAGGGCGGCAGCUACCUUCUGUUGGGUCCUUUGCGUCAUUUGUUCAGCAUUCUUUCUCCAUGAGAGACGAGGCCACUCGGUACUGGGGCAAGCUUCUGUCUGGGUCGUCAAUGACUGGGAUCCCGCGCGCGCCCUUGGCCAACGAUGUCGGCGAAAGUACCCCAUACACAAUAAGAAAUACCGUGAGAUGGCAGACGCCGCUACCAGAAGGAAUCACUGCCGCGACAUUCUGCACGGCCUGUUGGGCCGCAGUGAUGGCGUUCACGACGCAGCAAGCCGACGUUGUGUUCGGGCGGCUUGUCUCCGGGCGAGGAGCCACUCUUGGUGUCAUCACCGAUCCUGUCGCAGGGCCAUGCGUCAAUGUGGUCCCUGUCCGAGUGCAAUGGCCCCCGAGCAACGGUCGCAAAUUAUAUUCACCGCACGAAGUCCUUGCUACUAUCCAGCAGCAACAGCUCGAUGGGUUGCCGUUCGAAUCCACCGGACUGUCGCAGAUUAUCAAGUCGUGCACGAAUUGGCCUGCAGAUGCGGCCUUUGGCUCUGUUUUCCAGUACCAGAAUAUCGACGAGACUCCGUCCGCUUCAUUGAACGGUGCUCCGGUCCAACUGGACGUUAUACCCAUGAACUUCUGGCCCAAGCAACUCUGGGUAUUGGUCAAGCCGCUCGCUCAGGAGAUUGAGGUUAUCCUGUUUGGUACGACAGCUAUUAUGGCGCAAGAACACGCACAGCUACUUGGAGAUCGGUUUUGCAAGUAUGUGGAAAUGGGGGGCAAACUGCAAGAAAUGUAG